Chanos chanos (milkfish) is the source of this 1941-nucleotide messenger RNA. Its product is annotated as hydroperoxide isomerase ALOXE3-like. Gene Ontology annotation, biological process: lipid oxidation. NCBI's taxonomy places the organism in Eukaryota, Metazoa, Chordata, Actinopteri, Gonorynchiformes, Chanidae. Gene Ontology annotation, molecular function: iron ion binding; oxidoreductase activity, acting on single donors with incorporation of molecular oxygen, incorporation of two atoms of oxygen; protein binding. The transcript is spliced from 13 exons. The record is from RefSeq and is a predicted model, not a curated record. Bases 1 to 1941 code for a protein of 646 amino acids.
AUGGGGGAAGCUGUUAAAGAAUGCAACCUCAUCCCUAACCUACAGCUUCCUGUGGCAUCAAGAGUCAUCGUCCGGACUACCGCUGUAGCUCCCACUACGGAGACAAUGGCCCAUAGCUCUGGAACAUCAGCACUGAGGAAGGUAAACAAAUUUGAAAUAAACUGCCCAGCCUCCAUAGGCACUCUCUUACUCCUGGAACUUCAAGUCAAACCUCUCUUUGAUUUUGGAGAGGCUGACUGGUUCUGUUCCAAAGUUAUUGUGGCUACACCCGAGGGCGACAAGGUCCUGUUCCCAUGUUACCGCUGGUUUACUGGUGACGAGAAGCUGGUUUUCAGAGAUGCCCUUGGUAGAUUCAUCUUCAAAACCAUGUGGCAACUACAUGCACAAGGAGUACCCUAUAAAGUGAAGGCGGACAGUCCGGGCACUUUGCCUGAGGACAUCAGAUUCUCAUUCACAAAGGAAACUGAGUUCCAGAGCAGUCAACUGUCUGCACUCAUUAAGCUGAAGCUCCAAGCUCUUGCUGAUAGGAAGGAGCCAUGGACUAAUUUUGAGGAUCUUAAUCUUGUCUAUACUGAACGGAGGACAGACAUCUAUGAAUAUGUUCGGCAACACUGGAGAGAGGAUGAGUUUUUUGGCUACCAGCUUCUGAAUGGCAUGAACCCCAUGAUGAUCCAAAAAUGCUCAGAGUUGCCAAAAAAGUUCCCUGUCACUGAAGACAUGGUCAAAGCCUUUUUACCUACUGGGAGCAGCUUAAAAAAUGAGAUGAAGAAUGGAAACAUCUUUAUCUGUGACUACAAGCGGCUGGAUGGUCUACCUGGAAAUGUACUUCAUAAAGAACAACAACAUAUUACAGCCCCCCUGUGCCUACUCUUCAGUAACCCUGAGGGCAAGCUUCUGCCCAUUGCCAUACAGCUGAAGCAGGAGCCAGGAGAGGAGAACCCCAUCUUUCUCCCCUCAGACUCUGAAUCUGAUUGGCUCCUGGCCAAAACUUUUGUGCGGAAUGCUGAAUUCAGUGAACAUUCACUGCACUUCCAUCUCCUACGUGGUCACCUGAUAGCUGAGGUCUUUGCCUUAGCAACCCUGCGCAACUUCCCUGCAGUGCACCCCUUAUUCAAGCUCCUGUCACCCCAUACCCGCUACACGCUCCACAUCAACAUCUUGGCUCGAGGAAUGCUUAUUUCAGCGGAAGGAGGAUUUGCUAAGAGCACUGCCUUAGGGAGCGAGGGCUUGCCAAUGUUACUGAAGAGAGCAGCCUCCACCUUAACCUACAGUUCUGUGUGUCUGCCUGAUGACAUCAAGGCUCGUGGUGUGGAGGACAUUCCAAACUACUACUACAGAGACGACGGCCUCAAGCUGUGGAACAUCAUCAACAGGUAUGUUGACGGUGUGGUGAGAUACUACUACAAGUCCAAUAAUGAUGUCGUCAAAGACACUGAGCUGCAAUGCUGGAUUGGAGACAUACAUAAGUAUGGCUUCCUGGAGAAAGAUGGAGGAAUACCAUCAUUCAAGACUGUGGAUGAACUCGUCAAGUUUGUUACCAUGGUGAUCUUCGCAGCAUCGGCCCAACACGGCUCUGUCAACAAUGGACAGUUCGACUUUGGUGGAUGGAUGCCCAAUCAUCCCAGUGCGCUAAGGCGUCCACCUCCCACUAAAAAAGGAGGCUCAGCAAAGGACUCCAUUUUUGACACACUGCCAGUUAUCGGAACUACAGUAAACGCAAUGGCUACACUGUACCUUCUAAGCAAGGCUUCUUCAUUCCCUCACCCACUUGGAUAUUAUCCAGAGGAUCUGUUCAGUGAAAAGACACCCCUCCAGAUGAUUGAAAAGUUUCAGGAGGACCUGAAAUCUCUCUCCAGUGAAAUUGAUAAGAGGAACCGGGAUCUUCCACUGCCAUACAUUUACUUAGACCCUAAGCAGUUGGAAAACAGUGUUGCCAUUUAA